This is a messenger RNA of Nicotiana tabacum (common tobacco), 1926 nucleotides long. Its product is annotated as putative hexosyltransferase MUCI70. The record is from RefSeq and is a predicted model, not a curated record. Lineage: Eukaryota; Viridiplantae; Streptophyta; Magnoliopsida; Solanales; Solanaceae.
AAAAAAAAGCAAAAAAGAAGAAGAAGCUAACUUCUGCUUUUUGAUGCGUUGGUCACCGUUAGCUAAUAUAUUCGGCCGAGAAAGAAAGAUCAGAACGGACGACGUGUCGCCGGCUGCAAAAUCUCUCCGUCUAAUCGCCGCCGUUCCAUGUCGUCGAUGCUAAACAACAACAGUAUCUCCAUUACUGUCUCUGAUGACGAGCCCGACGAAUUUGCCAACAAGCUUAGGGCACGAGCUCGAAGGAAGAGAAAGAAAAUCGGUCACCGAAGCAAAACCAGUUGCACUCAUAUUAUCUUUAAAAAGCUUCUCCGGUGGUGGCCUGUUCUCCUAUUCUUACUUGCCGCAGCUCUUCUCAUCUUCGAGGCCUCUCGAAUUGGAGGGAAACCUAGUUCGCUUGUUAAAAAACCGGAUCCGGUGACCGGACAAAAGCUUAAUAAGCCUGUUGAGAAGAAACCGCCGGCGAAUUUAAAUCGUCUCGAUCCGGUCACUCAUGUUGUCCAUGGAGUUAGAGAGCCCUGCUUGAAGCUACUACCAGCUGAAGAGCUUGAGCAUCUGGAUUUUCCCAUGGAUAAAGUACCUGCUGAUCCUAUUAAACGGGUGGUAUACAUCACAGAGGCAAAUCCUGCUUAUGUUGAUGAGAAUAUGCCACUUGAGCAACACUCGGAGUCCACAAGAUUUAAUUUAUUCACAGGAAACCAAACUCUCAAGCAAAGGGAUGAAAGUUUUAAGGUGAAAGGAGAGGCUUCUAUCCACUGUGGUUUUUACAGUGAUAAAGGAGGCUUUAGGAUUUCUGUUGAAGAUAGAAAUUAUAUGGAAUCCUGCAAAGCUGUGGUGUCGACUUGUGCAUUUGGUGGUGGAGAUGAUCUCUAUCAACCUAUAGGAAUGUCAGAGUCAUCUCUCAAGAAGGUAUGCUUUGUGGCUUUUUGGGAUGAAAUUACACUUGCAUCACAAGAGGCAGAUGGCCAUAAAGUUGGUGAUGACCAUUAUAUCGGAAAAUGGCGCAUUAUCCUUGUUAAAGAUCUACCUUUCCGAGACCAAAGGUUGAAUGGUAAAAUCCCAAAGAUGCUGGCCCAUCGUCUCUUUCCGAAUGCUAGAUAUUCCAUUUGGGUAGAUUCGAAAUCCCAACUUAGGAGGGAUCCAUUGGGUGUGCUGGAAGCUUUGCUCUGGCAUUCAAACUCUGUGCUAGCAAUCUCAGAACAUGGGGCUCGCAGUAGCGUGUAUGAUGAGGCAAAGGCUGUUGUCAAGAAAAACAAAGCCACCCCGGAGGAAGUGGAGGUGCAGUUAGCUCAGUACCGUCAAGAUGGCCUCCCUGAGGAUAAGAGAUUCAAUGGGAAGAAAGCUCUUGCUGAGGCUUCAAUUAUUGUGAAAGAGCACACACCAUCGACUAAUCUGUUCAUGUGCCUAUGGUUCAAUGAGGUGGUUCGCUUUACAUCCCGUGAUCAGCUGAGUUUUCCAUACAUCCUUUGGCGGUUCAAAGAGUUUAGGAAUAUCAACAUGUUCCCUGUUUGUACACGUAAAGAUCUGGUUAAUAGCAUGGGUCACAUAAGAAAAGCGAAGCCUCUAACAAGUUGAUGUAUAUUCGUUGUUUGCACGAGAAAGGUAGCCGAAACAAGAAUGCUCAGGUCUUUCUCCAAGGUUCGAGCAUAUUGCUUCCUCUAUUAUGUGUGUUGAUGACAUUGGAUUGAGAGAUCGGAUAGGAUAAGCAUAUUCCUAUUUAUUCUUCAGAAUUCAAAGGGCAAUGUUUUUGAAGCCCUGAAGGGAUAGGGAGAGGCCGAGGGGGUUUCAUCAAUGGGAAGAAGAGGAGAGCAGCGAGUAUGUUGUGUAUUUAAACAGUGUGGAAGGUCUUUUAUUGAUUUAUAAUUCUUUUAUCAUCUCUUUUGAACAAAGUGGCGUUGUUUGGAAGGUUUUUUUUUUAUCAAUUUAUUA